UGGUGGUUGCCGAGUCCGCCGCCAUGCGGCGUGUGGCGCUGCUGGCGCUCUCCCUCUGCUGCCUGCCCGGACACCUGUCACUGUCCCUGGUCACUGUCAACGUCCCGACCUACAAGCACGUCGGCGAGAGCGCCACGCUGCUCUGCGACUUUGACCUGCAAGGUCGCGGGCUGUACAGCAUCAGGUGGUACAAGGACGACGUCGAGUUCUACCGCUACGUGCCGAGCAGCCGGCAGCCCAAGCGAGUCUUCACCGACGUACCCGGCAUUUUUGUGAACACAGCCGCUUCUGACGAGCGCCGGGUCAGUCUGGGCUCGCUCGAGCUGAACAGCACGGGCCACUUCCAGUGCCAGGUGUCGGACGAGGCUCCCACCUUCCACACCUUCUCCGACGGCGCCACCAUGAUGGUCGUAGCCCUGCCGAAGGCGGGACCUUUCAUAUUCGGCCAGGACAGCGCACGGAAUACCGACGGAUUCCUCUCCCUCAACUGCACCGCCGACAAAUCCAAGCCGGCUGCCAGAUUGCAGUGGCUCAUCAACAAUCACCAGGCCCAGAGCCAGUUUGUGAGCCGAUUGCCUACUAUCGUGGACUCGAGCGGCAUGGAGACUGCUACGCUCGGGCUGCGGCUACCACUACGGUCAGACAUGUUCAGGUCAGGGGCCACGGAGCUGACCUGCCGGGCCACCGUGCUGGUCGACGCCCCGCCAGCGGGCGGCGCCGUGGCCGCCGACGGCAGGCUGCAGCGGCACGAGGUGCUGAGCCAGCGGAGAGCCACGAUCACGGUCCGGAGCGGAGCUGCCACGCCGGUCACGAGCGAGCUGCUGCUGGUCUCGCUGCUGCUUGCUGGCGCCGUGAUGGGAGCGAGCGCCGGCCAGCUGCGGGCUGCGUAGCGCGGCGGAAGCAUCGAGAGCGGCCCGCCGCCCCAGACGCCGCGCCCGAUCUCGGGUCCGCCAGCGCCCCGGGCCGUCCGCGAGUGGCGGCGCCGGCAGAGCUCGCCAAGUACAACGGCCACGGGUCUCCUGCUCAGCACUGAGAGGCGUGUGACUGGCAACGGCUAGCAAGCGUCCCCCUCGCGCCCCACUGUUCAGAGGUUGCGACAACGCCACAGCAGUCGUGCCUCCAUCGCUAAGUGGCGACUGACACAUUGUAAACCAGCCCAGAUAAUAAUCCAGUCACCGAGUUAUCACUACACACGAAGCGAAGCUAUGCGGCGCGCGCCACGUUGUUUCGCGGGAGUGUUUGACGACCAUGCCACGAGUGCUUCGCCAGCCAACAACCCGGGCCGUGUUGAUCGUUUGCCUCCGCACGAAGCGCAUGCACGUGACAGCACGCUAUUCAGUUCUGGCCGUCUUGAGCGGCACGACGCCCACUGACAGUGAUGAAUAAAACG
Pollicipes pollicipes is the source of this 1390-nucleotide messenger RNA. RefSeq lists its product as uncharacterized. NCBI's taxonomy places the organism in Eukaryota, Metazoa, Arthropoda, Thecostraca, Pollicipedomorpha, Pollicipedidae. Bases 24 to 890 code for a protein of 288 amino acids. The transcript is spliced from 7 exons. The record is from RefSeq and is a predicted model, not a curated record.